AUGAUGGAAUGUUGUAACCAAAAAAGGUUUGACAGAAUGAAACCAUUCUUAGCUGUAGUGUUUUUGCAAUUUGGAUAUGCUGGUAUGGAUGUUUUAUCUAAAGCUGCACUGAACAAAGGAAUGAGUAAUUAUGUACUCGUCGUUUAUCGUCACAUCGCAGCCUUCGUUGUGAUCGCUCCUUUUGCAUUGAUCUUGGAAAAGAAAGUUAGGCCAAAGAUGACAUUUUCAAUCUUUAUGAAGCUUGUGGCUCUCAGUACGCUAGAACCGGUAAUCGAUCAGAAUUUAUAUUUCUUGGGAAUGAAGUAUACAACAGCUACUUUCGCAGUCGCUAUGUACAAUGUCCUCCCUGCCAUUACCUUCGUCAUGGCUUAUAUUUUCAAACUUGAGAAGAUAAAAAUGAAAAGUGUGCAUAGUCAAGCAAAGGUGGUUGGGACAUUAGCAACAGUUGCAGGUGCUAUGGUUAUGACAUUGUUUAGAGGUCCAAUACUUAAUAUUUUUGGGACACAUGGAAAUAGUGCUCAAAUCCAACAUAAUAGUGGUGCAAAUCUUCAACAUGCAAUAAAGGGAUCAAUUAUGAUAACAGUUGGUUGUUUUAGUUGUGCUUGUUUCAUGAUUUUACAAACGAUCACACUUGAAACAUAUCCUGCUGAGCUGUCACUUACAGCAUGGAUAUGUUUAUUGGGAACAAUUGAAGGUGGCAUCGUAGCUUUGAUUAUGGAAAGGGGUGAUUAUUCUGUUUGGUCUUUGAAUUGGGAUACAAAACUUUUGGCUGCGGUUUAUAGUGGUAUAGUUUGUUCAGGACUGGCCUAUUACAUCCAAGGAGUUGUUAUGAGAUAUAGAGGUCCAGUUUAUGUAACAACUUUCAAUCCUCUCUGUAUGGUCAUUGUAGCUAUCACGAGCUCAAUUUUUUUGGCCGAGAAAAUAUACCUCGGAAGGGUUGUCGGUGCGGUUGUGAUAAUUAUAGGAUUGUAUUUAGUGGUGUGGGGUAAAAGCAAAGAUUAUGACACACCAAGUUCAAUUAUUAAAGAUGAAGCAUUACCAGUUAUGGAAAGUAGAGAGAGCAAUGACAAAGAUGAGAAUCCUAAUCCUAAUGAUAAAGUCAUCACUAAGAGUAACUUUGUUGCAAUAAUUCGAGAUGAACAAGUGUGA
Molecule: messenger RNA, 1149 nt
Organism: Vicia faba (fava bean)
Lineage: Eukaryota; Viridiplantae; Streptophyta; Magnoliopsida; Fabales; Fabaceae
Source: the annotation of a GenBank genome assembly